Messenger RNA from Penicillium arizonense, 744 nucleotides. RefSeq lists its product as uncharacterized. The coding region runs from base 1 to 744 and encodes 247 amino acids. The record is from RefSeq and is a predicted model, not a curated record. Gene Ontology annotation, cellular component: nucleus; cytoplasm. NCBI's taxonomy places the organism in Eukaryota, Fungi, Ascomycota, Eurotiomycetes, Eurotiales, Aspergillaceae. The transcript is spliced from 5 exons.
AUGAGGUUCCUCUGUCUGCACGGUGCCAUUGGCAACAUUGACAAUAUUGACAUCCAGCUUGCUCCUCUGGUGAAGGAGCUGGCCAUAGACGGAUCCGCUUCAUUCCACUUUAUCAACGGCCCUGUUUCUGUGUCUCCCCCGGCAGGCUUCGCGGAGUAUUUUGGCGCUGGGCCGCAUUAUCGGUGGUUGGAGGAUGGAGGAGCGGCGGAGGAAUCGAUGCUCUCCCGUGUUCGAAAGGCUCCGCACGGUUCGAGUCCCGAAGAAGCGAUGAGAGCUUUGGGCAAGGACUGGGAUGGCCGCUGGAAUAACCACCAGCAAGUCAUGGAUUACCUCUAUAACACACUGGAAAGGAAUCCCGACAUCGACGGCAUCGUCGGAUAUAGUGAAGGUGCUACCAUGGCUGCCAGUCUCAUCAUGGACGAAGAUAGGAAGGCCCAGGAGACCGGCCGUCCUCGUCGCAUCAAAUGCGCGGUUUUCUUCACCGGCUGGCCUCCUCUCUCCCCCGAGGAAGACAUGGUCCUGGCAGAUGAGAGCGACUAUAAUUUGGACGUUCCGACGCUUCAUGUGGUCGGUGCAAAUGACCCCUACCGAUACGGCGCGCUAGCCCUAUUCAACGUUUGUGACCCUGAUACGGCAGCCAUAUUCGACACUGGACGAGGCCACACCAUCCCUCGGUCCGGUCAGGUUAUCACGGAGUUGAGUAAUGCCGUGCGAGACUUAGUUGACAAAGCGUACAAAGCGUAA